Messenger RNA from Helobdella robusta, 588 nucleotides. RefSeq lists its product as hypothetical. Bases 1 to 588 code for a protein of 195 amino acids. The record is from RefSeq and is a predicted model, not a curated record. NCBI's taxonomy places the organism in Eukaryota, Metazoa, Annelida, Clitellata, Rhynchobdellida, Glossiphoniidae. Gene Ontology annotation, molecular function: GTPase activity; GTP binding. Gene Ontology annotation, biological process: small GTPase-mediated signal transduction. The transcript has 5 exons.
AUGGCACAGGGUCGACCAAUAAAAUGUGUUGUCGUUGGGGACGGUACCGUGGGAAAGACGUGUAUGCUCAUUUCUUACACCACUGACAGCUUUCCAGGAGAAUAUGUCCCCACAGUAUUUGACAACUACACAAGUUCUAUGAUGGUUGAUGGUGUUCCAGUAAGUUUGGGGUUGUGGGAUACAGCAGGCCAGGAAGAUUAUGAUAGACUACGACCUCUCUCUUAUCCCCAGACUGAUGUUUUCUUGAUCUGCUUCAGUGUUGUGAGUCCAUCUUCAUUUGAGAACAUCAACACAAAAUGGUGUCCAGAGAUUAAACAUCAUUGCCCCGAUGCUGCAGUCCUUCUUAUAGGCACCAAAAUAGAUCUUCGAGAAGAUAAGGACGUGAUCACGCAGCUGGCCAACAAUAAUUUAUCACCUGUCAAAAGGGAACAAGGAAUCAAAAUGGCGUCUAAAAUCAGGGCUGUCAAGUAUCUAGAAUGCUCUGCUUUAACUCAGAGAGGACUUAAACAAGUUUUUGAUGAGGCAGUAAGGGCAGUGCUAAAUCCACAGCCAACAGUUCGACCAAUUAGGAAGUGUUCCCUUCUGUAG